UUGGGGUAAGAGGAGUAGUGUUGUUCAUCCAAAAACUCUUCAAAACUUUGUAAAUUUUCCAGUUUUUUCAUGUCUAAAAACGUUUUAUAAAUGAUUGAAUUGUUUUAAUUUAUUAAUUCUAAAAUUUUUAGAAUUUAUGCUUCAAUUAUGUCAUCAAACUAGGGAAUUACAUAAUCCCAUUAUGAUUUCUACAAGUGAUCCAGGCGUAUUAAAUGAUUCUAUUUUUAAAGCAUUCUUAAAUUUAUUCGAUAAAUGUGACACUGGGAAAUCAAACGUUGUUCAAAAGACUGAUCUUGUUAAAGUCAUUUCAUCAUCAGCGGGUGACCAAAACCCCAACAUUGAAGACAUAAUAGAAAACAUUCUUGGACUGCAAGAUGACAACCAGUUGAUUACAAAAAAUGAAUUCAUCAGAAAAAUUGAGAAAUAUAUCGAUAGCAAUCAGGAAUGUGUCGGAACUCCCAAAGAGCAAGUUACCACUGAUUACUUCUAUUAUUCACCUCACCACUGCUCGACACCAAGUGACAGUUCGUCGAACGAAUUGAAGAGAUUGGAAACAAUCUGUGAUGACUUGACGGUGCAAGUUCAAAACGCCGAGGAACAGAACACAAAACUCAGACAUGAGAAUUAUCUGCUCAGUACCAGCUACAAUCAGCUGUCGAUCCGUAGCAGAGAACAGCAACAGCUGUUGGACGAGCUGCAGCUGGAUGUGACAAAGAGGGAGACUCGCUGUUCGACUCUGCAGCGCCGGCUGGCCGACUGCGAGCAGCUGUUGGAGAAGGAGCGAGAGAGAGGUCACGAGCUGCAGGCCACUGUGAAGAGAAAGAGCGACGAUCUUGCCGCUGUUGUGGCGGUGUUGAAGGGGGCGCAAAAGGAGAACGAUGAACGGAGAGGGGAGAUGGUCGAACUGGAGAGAAAGUUGGAACUGAAGGAAGACGAAUGCGCGGCUUGCUGUAAGAAACUGUCUGACCUUGAGAGCGUUUUUGAGAGUGAGAUGGUCGACUGCCUGGAGAAGAUAGAGACUCUCGAGAAGAGAAAUCAUUUUCUCGAAGUGGAAAUGAUACAGGCCUUGAAUAGAAUUGAGGAGCUGGAAGGUUUGAACAAGGAUUUAGAAAUAAAACAUAGAAUCCUGGAGGAUUCAACUGCACUGAAUGUUGGAGAACCUUGUUUUGAAUCGACUGUCACUGAAAAUGAGAUCAAUGAAGAAUCUUGUGAAAUGGACACUCAUGAGGUUGAUCACGUAAAACCUUCGACAGGAGAUAGUGGAUGCUUCGACACGUUACCUUCUCUCAGAGACGAAAUUGAAGCUGUGGGUGAAAGCGUUGAUACAUUUGUGUCUUUUGAGGAGUUUGUAAAUCAGGAACAGUCAGAUCUUGCUAAUCUUUAUAAAAUCAACGAUCAGCAGAAAACUAUUGAUUCCCUGACAGAAUUGGUAGCAACAGAACGGCAGAAUAACAAAUUGAGUAGUGAAGAAUUGGAAAAGUGUAAAAGGGAAUUGUGUAAAUUUCAAGAGACCGUUGAAAUUCUGAAACAAGAAAAGCAAAGACUGGAAGAUGAGUGGAAAAUUUAUAAGUUGCGACAGGCAGAAAGUACCAGUCAGACUAAGAAGGAAAUUUUGAAACCUGCUGAAAGUUGUACAACAGUUGCAACUCUAGACCCGAAGUUUCGGGACAACAUUAAAAUGCAGCAACUAACCAUUCAGAAAUUGGUUGGCAAGAUUUCAAAGCUACGCUCCGAAGUUGUGAGCGAGCCAAAGUACAAGGACCUCAAUCCGACAUCGAAAAUUAUUGUAGAUGGCAGAAUAAACGAUACACAGAAAACUACCUUGCAAAUUUUAGAAAGUGAAGUUGAUUCAAAUGAAGAUGAAAUUACCGAUGUGGCCCUAGUUGUGUAUCAACCUCUAGAUGAAAUGAAGGCAGAUAAUUGCUCAAAAUCGUCCACUAGAAAAAAGCGCAAGAGAACUCCUAGUCGCCUGGGGUCCUACAGCUUUUGUGUGUGUACGUUGUUGACUUUGGCUUGGCUGCUACAGUGGACUCUGAGAGAGAGCGCAGUCAGCUGUCUGUCAUCCUCGCCAUCAGCUGUUGUCCGUCAGCUGAUUUGUCCCUAUGUGCACUUCAGGUGGAAUGAGCCUCCGCCUUUCUGAAGACUGACUCAUCUUCAAUAUUAUGGAAGCAUUCAAUUGUGAUACGACAUUAGACAACGUUUUACUCAUUAACUCACUUCAUAAUCUAAAGACUUUCCUUCAUUAUCAUGAAGGCAUUAGACAAAGUGUUACUUAUCAAGUUACUUAAAAUCUAAUAUCUACCUCCAUUAUCAAUGAUACUUGAUGAUAAAUGUUUAGUAGUUUAAAUCUGUAAUAGUUAAUAUAUUUCUCAAACUAGUGAUUUUUAUAGUUUCCACUUAUCAAUGCAUAGCAAUACUGGAUUAUUGUGUUUUGUUGCUAG
Molecule: messenger RNA, 2441 nt
Organism: Nilaparvata lugens (brown planthopper)
Lineage: Eukaryota; Metazoa; Arthropoda; Insecta; Hemiptera; Delphacidae
Product: protein CROWDED NUCLEI 2
Exons: 16
Coding region: 137-2140 (667 amino acids)
Source: RefSeq, a predicted model, not a curated record